AUGAUUGCACGAGGCUAUAUGUACCAUGUCUGUGUGGAAGGGAUCCGCCGUGACAGGCAUCUUCUCGGAGAUUUGGUCAAUACUGAUGUUCCAACGCGCACGGCUCGUGAAAUGGUGAACUACCUGCUACUUCCGUAUGAACUACUAUCGUUCAUACGGAACGAUACUAAGAAGUCGACCUUCAGCAUAGCCGCGGAAGCUCCUAAUCCUUCCCCGUUCCAGAAUCUUUCUGGUUGGUCACAACUGAUCCAUCACUUUGAACUAUAA
Opisthorchis viverrini is the source of this 267-nucleotide messenger RNA. RefSeq lists its product as hypothetical. Lineage: Eukaryota; Metazoa; Platyhelminthes; Trematoda; Opisthorchiida; Opisthorchiidae. The record is from RefSeq and is a predicted model, not a curated record. Bases 1 to 267 code for a protein of 88 amino acids. The transcript has a single exon.